Molecule: messenger RNA, 900 nt
Organism: Zophobas morio
Lineage: Eukaryota; Metazoa; Arthropoda; Insecta; Coleoptera; Tenebrionidae
Exons: 5
Coding region: 1-900 (299 amino acids)
Molecular function (GO): zinc ion binding
Source: RefSeq, a predicted model, not a curated record
AUGGUUUCUGCUGAAACUCGAAAUGUAAAAGCAAGCAGGUCAACAAGAGCAUCAUACGGCGAUAACGCUGUAGCCUAUAUACAGUUGAGGCGGGAAGGAAACAUUUGCACUGUUAAGGGCAAAAUAAUCCCAGAGCACAAGGUACGUGGUAAAUACUACAACGUCUGUGCCAUUAUCGACGAAGUUAAUGAAGUCGUUGUAAGUUGUGAGUGCUCGACAUGUACAGCAUCUGAAGGUCACUGCAAACAUGCAGUAGCAUUCUUAUUUUGGCUACACAGAAGAAGUGAAGAGCCUUCAGUAACAUCACAGACAUGUUACUGGAAGUGCUCGGCACUGUCACGAGUGGGAAAAGAUGCUGCAACAGAUUUAGCAGCUCUGGUCAAUAAGCCAAUACCUCCACUAGCGAAAAGAAGUGGAGCAUUUUUAGCAGUUUUAUUGGCGAAAUGCCCUAGCGCAGAAGCAUAUCAAAAAACACCAGAUAUGUUUAUGGCAUAUGCUACAAACUUAAUGACAGUUGAACAUUGCCAGCAAAUUGAAAAAUUAACUAGAGGCCAAUCAAAUUGUUCCUUGCGGAAGGAGAUGAGAUUUGGACGGAUUACUGCUUCACGAAUUUAUGAAAGCAGUAAAUGUCAUACUCUGGAAGGAGUACUUACUGAGACUAUCAUGGGGGCAGUCAAGUUUAGUGGGACGAAAGCCACAAUUCGGGGCCAAAAUUUAGAAAAGGAACUAUUAAAACAAGUUGCCAAAAAACGCAAUAUCAAAAUUAAUCCCUCAGGUAUUAUUUUAAAACCUGAAUACCCCUUGUUGGGGGCUUCACCUGAUGGCAUUAGUAAGGACUAUGUCAUAGAAGUUAAAUGCCCCACAAAAGGAAGCACUGUGGCAAAUUAUGUAAAAAACUAG